Thunnus maccoyii (southern bluefin tuna) is the source of this 1154-nucleotide messenger RNA. RefSeq lists its product as uncharacterized. NCBI's taxonomy places the organism in Eukaryota, Metazoa, Chordata, Actinopteri, Scombriformes, Scombridae. The coding region runs from base 289 to 1125 and encodes 278 amino acids. The transcript is spliced from 3 exons. The record is from RefSeq and is a predicted model, not a curated record.
UUGGUGGUUUUCUUCCAACUGAAUAUCAGGAAUCAGACGAGUUUGCAAAGUUGUAAUAAUUAUAAAUGUAAAUACACAUGUAAUUGUUAUUUUAUUGGUUGUAAAGCUGAAGUCAGCCAGUUGUUUGGAAGGUUCCAUCAACCUUAAUGACAUCAUGACGGUUCUAGAAUCAAACACAACAGAAGCCUUCAGGAUAUUUGAGCCGCUUCAUUUCUACAUCUUCACCCUUCGAGUACAAACGCAGAGAGAGUAUCCAGUGUUUGAAUAUUCUGCAAGUUUUCAACAACAAUGUUUGCUACAAGCUUCAACAGCUUUCAGACGGGCAUGUAUUGUAAAGGCAAGGAUCCCCUCAUGAAAGAGGUCACAGAUGCCAUGGCCAGACUCACAGUUACUGAGAACACACGUCCUCUUCCCACAGAGGAUAGUGGUGUUGUGGCUAUCACAGCAGCCAUGGCACGGCUCACGAUAAGUCCACUUCCUUCAAAAGUCCUGAAAGAGGGGAAAUUUCACUUCCCAUCAAGGCCCACCGAAAGCCCAAUACCGAUGGUCAUUGAUGGUGAGCCCACUAGAGUCACGAGAACUCUGGUUAAAGAUGCUAGACUCUGGUGGGACAAUGCACUGCAGUCUGCAUCUGUAGGAAAGACACUGGAGGCCAAAGAGAAGGAGGCUCCUUGUAUGGAGAGCCUUGGAGCCACUUGCUCUACGGUUAUUGAAGGAGAAUCUGUCAGAAUCCAGCAGAUUCUGAGGAUUGCACCGGAGACCCAAGUGAAGGAGACCUGCAGCCAGAAAUCUACAUGUAUUCCCACCCAAAGCUCCAGCAGCGUUCAGCCACAGUCCACCAGAGUGAACCAGACUCUGACUGAAGAUGCCAGAGUCUGGUGGGACACAGUCGUGCUGCACCAGAAAAAGCCGGAGCUCCCAAAAAAGCCUUCGCAUAAAAGGAAACGGGAGGCUGAUAAUCCAGCUGAAGGCAGAAACGCAGACAGACCUGCUAAGCAAAGGACCAGGAGAAAGGCUGACGGAAGUGGUGACCACACAAACAAAGAUGAUGCAUCUUUGGUUUCCACGCCACAGCAGAAGAGUGGAGCACGUAGAAGAGACAGUUUUCAAAUAAUUCUUAGAUGAAUGAGUAAAUGUAACCUUGUUGAUGUUUC